Messenger RNA from Archocentrus centrarchus (flier cichlid), 1364 nucleotides. RefSeq lists its product as uncharacterized. Bases 31 to 882 code for a protein of 283 amino acids. The transcript has 2 exons. The record is from RefSeq and is a predicted model, not a curated record. Lineage: Eukaryota; Metazoa; Chordata; Actinopteri; Cichliformes; Cichlidae.
ACCAAAGUCAGACAGCAGAAAAGAAGCACCAUGGACAAUUCAAAAACAAAUUCACGGAUUAUUUGUCCAUAUGGACUUAAGUACAUGUUGGAGUGCAUCUCCAGAGUUGCACUCCUUUCACAAUCUGCCAACAUUACUGAGAUUACAAAGCAGUAUUUGUUGGAGCUGCUUGGUUUUGCAAAAACCUUCCCUGAAACCAACCCCAAGGAUGUUUUGUUCUACUUCCAUGAGCAGUGGGAGCUGAGAUUUUUCAGAAGCAAGAAGUGGAUGGCAGAGACAAACAGUGUGCCUCCAGCACAAGUCCCAUCUGAGGCAGAGAUCGUGAGAGCUUUAAAAAAGAUGCUCUCCCAUUUGGCAUCUUCUACUGAAGAAAACGUGGCAAGAAAAAGUCCAGAGAAGAAGAGUGUGUCAAUAAAGGCAAAAUCAGGGGGGAAAAAGCCUCCCUUGUCUCCAAGACCACCUCCCUGUGACAAAAGACAAACUGGGAGGGCCAUACCAACACGUAGGGUGUCCACAGUGAGGGUUCAGCAACACAGUAAUGUGACCAGUGAUGAGGUCAAGAAAACACCAAAAAGAAAGAAGCCAUCAACAAAAGAAGCUGGAGAAAGGCAGAAAGGAGGAGACUAUUACUUGUUAACACUGGACAAAAGCAGACAUAAACGGGUUCUGUGGACAGACAGAGAACGCAUCAAACCCAUACAACAAAAAACCUCUCAGCAUACAGCCUUGAGUUUGCCAGUUUCUCCAGCACCAAAUUUACCCGCUGAACCCAACGAAUGCCAAGAUCGUACACAGUUUGUCCAUAUCAUAAGAUAUCAGUAUUUGCACAUAAGACAUUCAGAAGUCGGGCCCAGCUGUUCCAGCUGUGAGCAACAAGAGUAGGCAGGGCUUAUGCUAACUAUAAUCCAACUGAGUCUCAUGGAAAAAUGUGAAAUGGUCAUGACAAAAAACUAGUGGAAACUAUUAUAUUUUAACCUAAAUCUAACAAGACAGCUUUUAAUGCCUUUCCCUUCACCCACUCCCACCCCCCGCCAGUUGUGGCAGAUGGCUGCCCCUCACUGAGCCUGGUUCUGCCGGAGGUUUCUUCCUGUUAAAAGAGAGUUUUUCCUUCCCACUGUCGCCAAGUGCUUGCUCGUAGGGGAUCGUUUGUUGGGGAUUUCUGUCUAAUACUGUAGAGUCUUUACCUUACAGCAUAACACAUCUUGAGGUGAUUGUGGAUGGGAUUUGACAUGAAUUGAGUUGUAGAUUAAAUGUCAUGACUGCUGCGUGAACUUAAUGAGACUUAAUGAGUACAUUUAAUUUAGAUGAGGGUCACAUUUAAUUUGGACCCUAUCUAAAUCAAAUGUACUAAUAGUUAAAUCAAA